Molecule: messenger RNA, 2616 nt
Organism: Sporothrix schenckii 1099-18
Lineage: Eukaryota; Fungi; Ascomycota; Sordariomycetes; Ophiostomatales; Ophiostomataceae
Exons: 1
Coding region: 1-2616 (871 amino acids)
Source: RefSeq, a predicted model, not a curated record
AUGUCUUCCCGACUACGGCAACGCUCGUCCGCAAACACAGCGACUGAGGCGGGGGGGUCGUCUUCUAGGUUACCGUUGCGUUCAUCAAACGACCGUGCAACACGACAUGCAUCCCUACGAACUUAUGCGGAAGUCAGCGAGAGCGAGGAAGAGGAGGAGUACUACGAGGAGGACGAGCAUGAACACGAGCGCGAACAAGAUUCCGAUGACUCUGACGAGUCCUUGGCAGACAGUGACAGUGACGAUGGCGAGGGCGAACCUGGCGACAGGAAUUUUACGGCCCGGCUGCCGUCGAAACGUCAACGCUUAGACGAUGUGUCCACCCCCGACAACAGCCCCUCGAAACGCCGACGCCAACCACAGCGCAGGGCAACAGCUGAAUUUCUCGUUGGAGACGAUGCCUACCUCUCGCCGUCUUCCGAUGGGGCACCGCGGAGACGACAGAAGCCGCGCACGGUAGCUUCAUCUUCGUCCGCUCCUGCACAUUCUGCAGCACCUACGGCGUCUACGCCCUCCCCACGACGAAGUAGACGAGAUGCACAUGAUGCCAACAGGAAAAAUCGCGGCGGAAAGUCGACACCAACGAAGUCAGGAAAGCAGGUCGUGAUUCAUAUCGAUGAUAAGAAGAGCGCGGGUGGAAAAGGUGACGGUGUUCGCACACCAACCAUGCGGGCUUUAUCGCCGCCACGCACCAACAGGCCACCAUGGUCCACGCUGCCAUACUUGGUUUUAUCGAGCAUAUUUUCCUAUGGCGCUGCGCCGCUCGACAACAUUACGUCGGUGCGAUGGCUUUUGGCUGCUAGUCGUACAUGCCGAGGGUUCACAGAGCCCGCUCUGCGAGCCCUGUACGAAAGCCCACCAAUGCUCACGAUGAAUAUGGCGCACAACUUGGUCGACCAUUUGGCCAAAGACCCGUCUACGACGCUUUUUGACUACCGUCAAAAAGUGAAGGCGCUCAAAAUCGAUGUUGGGUCGUUGGCGAGCCGCGUUUACAAGGGUCGCCAUCUGGACAUUCCGCGCCUGGUUUCCUACUGCCCUCGCCUGGUCGACCUCGACCUAUACCACUACAAAGACAUGCCUCCGUAUAGAGAGCAAACAGAGAACCUGCGUUGGACCUACCCUGAUGGUCUUUUUGAGGCACUCGGCGCAGUUCAGCCUGCUAUGACCAAUACCACUGUGGAUAGCAGCGGACAUGGCGACCCACAGGAAGAAGGCAGCAGUGCGAGUAUGGCCCCUCUUGCCCAGGCUGCCGUUCCCACCGCUAUUAGGUUGAAGAGCUGGCGGUGGAACCAGCGCCUUAUGGGUCGUGACCUCGAUUUGGACCGUGUGCGGACACUGCACUUGUCGCCAACUUUUGCGGGGUUGUGCAAGAUUAGCCUCGUCAACUACCAACGGCCGUCCCUGAAUGCGAGGAAUGCCGAGGACCCGGAAGUCAUUGAGGCAGAUCGGCAACAGGCAGUGGACUUUGCGGGAUUGCUCAAUGCGCUGCCCAACCUGACCCACCUUGCUGUGGAGUCAUCGACGGCAGCGAACGACUUAAUCCUCCCGCUGCUUCCCAAGACUCUGCAGCAUCUCGAGCUCGUCAACUGCUGGGACGUGACGGCGGAUCAAUUUGCCGAGUACCUGGUGACACACGGCCAGGAGCUACGACAGCUGACGCUGCACUACAACCAGUCGCUCAGCCUGUCUUUUUUGUCGGUUCUGGGCACUGCAUGCCCGCAGCUGCAGGCGCUGCGUAUGAACCUGACGUACUACAGUCACCAUGCAUUUUACAACGACUCGAAUCCGAUGUAUGACACCCUGCUGACGGCUGACGAAGUACCGGCCUGGCCGGCUAGCAUUGAAGUGAUUGAACUUGAGCAUUUGCGGAAAUGGGAACCUGCUGCGGCCGAGGUCUUCUUCCAGUCGCUCGUUGAUAGUGCACCACACGUACCACAGCUGCGUGUCCUUGCCAUCAAGGCCAUGUUGGAUAUCCCCUGGAGACAGCGAUGUGAGAUGCGAGACCGGUGGGAGGCGACACUGGAUCGUGUGUUCAAGCGACGUACGACUGCGCCAGAGCCGGCCAGCUCACUGGCGUAUUAUACCAAGCCGCAGAAGCAUGUAUCGCCACGGUCCAAGGCGAAGGCACGGCAUAGCGAUGCGGAGCCGUCGCGGCGCAGCCACCGGAUUGCCACUCAUGUGUCCAACCCGUCGUCGCGUGCCAGUAGCACAACACGGGGCCUGCGCCACAUGGCACCAACCGGCAGAAUGUCAUACCGCGAGCCGGACACGGACGAGGACAUUCCGUCAAGCGAUGAAGACGAUGAAGACAAGGAUGAAAGUGUUGGCAAGCAUACCUGGGAUGAGAAAGGUAAAGGUGUCGAGCAAGCUAGUCGUGAGAAUAGUGACCACGAAACCGACAAGAUGGACAUCAGCGGUGGUGAGGGAUCAUCUUCCGGUCUCAAGCGCACCCGACCCUUUGUACAUGGCAUGUGCGAUGUGGUCGAUAUCCGCAUCGACAACCAGAAGCCCGGCGAGAUUCAAUACCGCAUGGUGGACUUUCUGGACAGUGACGAUUCUAAUUCAGACGACGAGUGGACGGGAGACGGACCCGAGGCCAACGACUACGCGUGGUGA